AUGCUCUCCUCCGCCGUAUUCGGCGGCAGCUCCAUCAUCUCCCUCGCUCUCACUCCUCCUCUCACUCUCUCUCUUCAUCUCAAGAACCGCGCUUUCCUCACUCGCUUCUCAAUCCAAGCACGCCACUCAUCCAAGUCGCAGGUCCAUUACGAUAGUCUUAGGGUUUUGGAAUGGGAUAAGCUCUGCGAUUCCGUCGCCGCCUUCGCUCGUACUCCGCUUGGCCGCGAAGCCACUAAGGCACAGCUAUGGAGUUUGAAUCAGACCUACGAAGAGAGCCUGAGGCUUUUGGACGAAACCAAUGCGGCGGUGGAGAUGCUCAAGCACGGCGCUUGCAAUUUGGACUUCUGCGGCGUCAGAGUUGUUCUGGUGCAAUCUGCUAUACAGCGAGUUCGGAGGAGCUCAGCGCUGGAAGGAAUGGAAGCAGUAGCUGUGAUGGAGCUGCUGCAAUACGCGGAGCAUUUGCAGAGUAAUUUGAAAGGUGCAAUAAAGGAAGAUGCGGAGUGGUACAGGCGAUUCAUGCCUCUUUCGGAAGUGAUAAUGGAAUUUGUGGUAAACCGGUCACUAGCUAAGCUGAUACAGCAAGUUAUAGAUGAAGACGGCCGUGUUAAAGACUCUGUGAGUCCAAACCUGAAACGCUUGCGCAAUCAAGUUCGGACGCUUGAGAAAAAGAUAUAUCAGUUAAUGGACAGCCUAAUACGCAAUGACAAGAGUGAAGCACCAUUAAUGGAAGUAAGCACCAUUGAUGGAAGGUGGUGCAUAAAAUCCAGCGCUAAUGAAAUGAAAAGUUUCAAGGGUCUUCUGUUGCCCAGUGGUUCAGGCAAAGGAAGCAUUGUUGAGCCUCUAUCUGCUGUCCCUCUGAACGAUGAGCUGCAACAAACAAGGGCACUGGUAUUAGAGGCUGAGGCUGAGGUUCUCUCUAUGUUAACAGAAAAGAUGCAAAUGGAUCUUGAGAAUAUUGAACAGCUACUGAAAAGUAUAAUCGAACUUGAUGUGGUAAAUGCCCGAGCAACUUAUGGCCUAGCAUUUGGUGGAACAUGUCCCAAUAUAUUUCUACCAGGAGGGCAUGGCUCUUCUGCUUCUGAUGCCUACUUUUCAGGGAACAAACACCCACAGGCAUCCUACCCCUUAAAGAGUGAAUGGGUGUUAUAUCUCCCGAAAGCGCAUCAUCCUUUAUUAUUGCAACAGCAUAGACAAAAUUUAAAGAAGGCCAGGAAGGAUUCCGAGAAUGUUACUCUGGUUCACCCAGUUCCAGUUGAUUUUUUUAUCUCACAGAAAACUCGAGUUUUGGUUAUCACCGGCCCUAAUACUGGGGGCAAAACUAUUGGCCUGAAAACAGUAGGAUUGGCAGCUAUGAUGGCAAAAUCAGGUCUUCAUGUUUUAUGUUCUGAGUCAGUACAAAUCCCUUGGUUUGAUUCAGUGUUUGCUGACAUUGGUGAUGAACAAUCCCUGUCUCAAUCUCUGUCCACCUUCUCGGGCCACCUAAAACAUAUAAGCGACAUACAAUCAGAGUCAACAAGUUGUUCACUCGUGCUACUAGAUGAGGUUGGUGCAGGAACGAAUCCCCUUGAAGGAGCAGCACUGGGGAUGUCACUAUUGGAAUCUUUUGCUGAAACUGGUGCUUUGUUGACAAUUGCCACAACACAUCAUGGAGAACUGAAAACCCUAAAAUACAGCAAUGACGCCUUUGAAAAUGCAUGUAUGGAGUUUGAUGAAGUGAACUUAAAGCCAACUUACAGAAUUCUCUGGGGAGUACCAGGGCGUUCUAAUGCAAUCAAUAUAGCUGAAAGGUUAGGGCUACCUGGUAGAGUAGUCGAUAAUGCUAGAGAGCUAUACGGUGCAGCUAGUGCAGGGAUAGAUGAGAUUAUAGCUGAUAUGGAACGAUUAAAGCAGGAGAAUCAAGAGCUUUUAAAUGAAGCAGAGAAUCAUCUGAUGAUCUCAAGAGAGUUGCAUGAAAAUAUGUUGGUUGCCAAAAGGAAGAUUAUGGAACAUGCUAAUGAUCAACGAUUUAGGCAAAUGCGAGAAAUAUCUGAGGCUGCUGCAACGACACGAUCUAUUCUUCACAAAAAAGCACGACAGCAACGUGAAUCUGCAAUUCGAUCUCUGCAGCCUACUUUGGAGCGAAAAAGACAGCAUGCACUGGCAACAAAAACAACUGAUAAUGGUGAGAAUUCAAUCACAAAAAGGUGGGCAUCCUCUUCUGAAGAUUUAAAAAUGUCGCCAUCAGAUAAGUUUGAGCUUCCCAAGGUUGGCAAUAUGGUGUUUGUUUCUUCCCUUGGUAUGAAGGCCACAGUUUUGAGAGUGGAUCCCUCUAAGGAGGAAGUAUUGGUUCAAGCUGGUAACAUGAAGAUGAAACUGAAAUUAGGCGACAUCAAGAGGUGA
Messenger RNA from Fragaria vesca subsp. vesca, 2379 nucleotides. Its product is annotated as mutS2 protein-like. NCBI's taxonomy places the organism in Eukaryota, Viridiplantae, Streptophyta, Magnoliopsida, Rosales, Rosaceae. The transcript is spliced from 19 exons. The record is from RefSeq and is a predicted model, not a curated record. Gene Ontology annotation, biological process: negative regulation of DNA recombination; mismatch repair. Gene Ontology annotation, molecular function: ATP binding; ATP hydrolysis activity; ATP-dependent DNA damage sensor activity. The coding region runs from base 1 to 2379 and encodes 792 amino acids.